Molecule: messenger RNA, 3527 nt
Organism: Diprion similis
Lineage: Eukaryota; Metazoa; Arthropoda; Insecta; Hymenoptera; Diprionidae
Exons: 4
Coding region: 339-3026 (895 amino acids)
Source: RefSeq, a predicted model, not a curated record
GGGCCACGUGGCCACAGGCCGAUUUUUGUGCGGAUAAAAUUUUGACCUUUUUUUUUUUUUGGUACCACUGCGGUUUAACUCUCGUGUUUCAGAGUCAGUUUUCGCAGCGUUGCACUAAAUUUCUAUUAGAGUAAUAACUCGGUGAUUGUUUUUCUAUUUCUAAUUUCGACAUAUUAUCGUCGAUCCUUCGAACGACUGCAAGAUGAAUGUGAACGAAAAGUUACCGAACGCUUGUUGAUCUUCGACAGGGAAGCUGAUUAGGGGUCGGAAGAAUUUUUCGUCAUCCUUUACUUCUCGUCAAACAACGUGACGCAAGCUUCUGAUAGUCUGGCCUGACGAUGCUGAAACCACGAACUGCAAAUCUGACAGGAUCGCUGCUUCUCCUGGCUUCGAUAUUGAGCUGCAGCGUUAACUGCCAGAUCGAAAUGACUGGACCCGUCGAAAAUAAAACCGGCACAAACGAGAGUCGCUCCCGGGUAUUUUCACCGCGGAUGGACUACGACGAGUGGACGCCAUUGGGUCGGGGUGAUCCUCUGAAGAACGACCCCACCUUCGACUACGUGCCCCCUGUCCUGGACCGGGUCCAGUACUGGUUGGACUCGCACACCACGGAACCCUCGGCAAAGAGGGAUAUCCUGGUCCUCGGGGUAACGGCGAAGAAGACGAGCCCCAAGAUCCCGGAACAGUUCCUGAAGUUCGUUGACGGGCCGAAGUUCACCAAAAGCCCGGAUCAGCAGUACAGAAACGAGCAUAUUUUACACCGCAACGAUUUUACGGGAAGUACAGGGGCAGAGCCACCGAAGAUACUGCGGAAUACGAACUUCAGAAAUGGCAUGGGUGACUAUCGGAAUCACAAUCGGAUCCAAAACGUUCCGGCCAGUUAUUAUCCCAGUCCGUUCUACAACCAGAAGCCCAAACCCUACACCAUGAUGCUUCCUCCGCCGGUGGUUCCCAAGCCCAUCGAUGCCGCUCAGCCGACCUUUACACCGCAGAAGGAGAAGAUGGCUUCUUACGCUGAUCAGAACCAGCAGUUCAGUACGCAGACGGAAGAGGGUCCGAUUCAGGAUGAACGACUCAGCUACAACAGUCCCCAUAUGAACUCCUUCUCGCAGCCACAUCCUCCGCCGAGAUCGGUGCAGUCUUCGUCUAGGCCUCCCCCGAAGCACCAGUUGUCGCAGAUCGAGGGGCUGAACAGCGUCUACACCCCGCCUGUUCAGACGACCAGGGAGAAGUUCCAGUCGGUAACGACGCCCUCGGUGUCAUUUGAGAAGUCCAAUCUUGUCUAUCAUUCUACGCAGACGAUAUCAGGAGGGUGGUUGGCCAACGGUGGUCCCUCUUCAGAGGUCAAUCAGGUCACUUGGCAGACGCCGUUUAACGCUCAGGAACAGUUUGACACAAGUGGUGAUCACCAGGCGGCUGGUUCGUCGAACCAUGACGUGGUCAUUGGUCAGAACGCGAACAUUAUCGUGGACGGUGAGAAUUCUGAGAACGAAGAGGUGGUGGUAGGGAAAAAGGGGUCGCCGCCGCAGGAAAACUCUCUUGUUCAAACUCCUGCUUCAUCCGGGAACCUAGUUCAGUCGUCGAUGUUAUCAACCGACGACAACGACUCCGGUAACAUCGUGGUCGGCAAACCAUCGUCCACUGACUCGGAUGCGCAGAUGCACAUCGUCGUUGCCAAUGCCGGUCCGGUCGACCCUGGAUUCGAAGGUUCAAAGCGGAAGGAACCUGUCUCUGUUAUCAUGCCGACCAACUACGUGGAAAUAGCGAACGUUACUCAUCUGGAAUCCAACACUGAAUCCACCAACGUCACUUACGACGAUCGACGACUCGACAGUCUCCCAGCAACCCAGGCCGAGCAGAAUAUCCAAAUCUCGAAACCGCUUUCCCAGCCAAACGCCAUCACUAAUCCACCGGCUCCCAUUCCUCAAAUGAACCACAUGAACUACCAUCCAGUCCAUAUGAGCCAGGUAAACCAGAUGAACCCGAUGAGUCAAAUGAAUCCGAUGAACCAGAUGAAUCAGAUGAUGCAAAUGAACCAAAUGAACCAGAUGGCUCACGCCCACCAGAUCAAUCAGAUCAACCAGGUUCCAGUAAGAUCGGUAUUUCCGGGGCCUAAUGCCCAGCCCCUGAUCCAUCUAAGUCAAGGUUCAGGUCACGCGAUGAUGCCUGGACAGAUGGGAAACGGUAUGAGGCGUCCUCCUGGAAGCUUGCCGUCGAUGCCGCCUCAGAAAAUGUUCAACGAGCAUCAGCAUCACCAUCAGGUUGUUCCGGGGAUGCAGCACAGCAGUCCUACGAUGCAUUCGACUCCUGGUCCAGAAGUUGGGAUGACGGGCGUCACGGAUUCGGAAUCGUUUCGAGUGAAGAGUCCUCCGAACCUGCAAAUGAACUCGAUGCAGUCGGUGAACGGCGCGGCGGCUCCUCCUCAAGUUCCGUUCCUACCGACGGCGGCAUCUUCGGUUUCACAACCGGAAACUGCGACCUCGAGUCUCGACCUGGUCACGGAUUACAUAAAGAAUCAAUCGCCGUUGGCCCAUCUGCUAAACAACGAUAUUAACCGGGUGACUCGCACCUCGACACCGGCGGCCCCGACGACCACGGCCUCCAGCCUGACGACCGAUCCGAUAUUCUCGCACUAUAAGCAACCUGCGAAGCCGAUCCGGGGCCCAAUGUACCUCAUCAUCCAGGGACACUCAAAGGUCAAGACCUACAAGCCCUCGGUGAACAGGCACGGCGUGCCAGUCGAGUACAACGAGAUCCGGGAGGCAAGCACCGAGCGACCGUCGAAGCUUGAACAGCUGAUAAACGAGAACACGAAGAGUCGGAUCGGGGAUAAGAGCGUUCAGGAGAAGCCGAGCUUUGUCGAGGAGGAGAAGGAGAAGGACAAGCCACGACGGAAGAGGAUCGAGGAACAGGACCUGCUUAGUCUGGUCGAGAACAACUUGAGCGGGUUCACCGUUCGCCCGGAAUUCCAGGUUGAGGAACACCGAGGGGCUAAUUCACUGACGACUAUAGAAAUUAACAAUUAGAUAUAUGUGUUGUAUGUUAUCGCUGUUAAGUCGUUGUCGCCUUUUAUAACGUAAAUCGUUUCGCUGUCGUAUGUAUGCGUUUCGCGUUUCCCGUUGAGGUGCACGGUGAGUGAGAUUUUUAAAGAGAUAUUCCAAAAUUAGUUUGAUAGAAGUUGACUUAGGUUGUUGAUCGCGGACUGUUCAUCCUGCGUUUAACAUAUUAUGAUUUACGUUUUAAUCGUUGCUUAUUUAUUUAUUUAUUUAUUUUAACUGUUUCGCUUGUUUUCACUAUCACGUGCCAGUAUCGGAUUUGCAGUGACGACGUCGUUCGAGAAUGAAGAUAGGAUUUUACGUCAUCGUUAUCGCUCUUAUUAAAUUAUAUUAUAUUAUCAUACGUAGGUAGAACUCAAAAGUAGUCCGUAAUCAGUCAGUCGACAAAUUGUCGUAACUUUUGUUUUAAAUUUAUACAAAUAUUAGAGAGAAAUUAUUUAAUUUAUACUGUAUGUUAGGGCUAUGAAAUAU